AUCCCUUACCACCAUCUCGUUUGGAAAUUAAUAAAGAAAAAUCUACACUCACAAGCUUGCAGGUUCAAUGGGAUCCUUCCUCAGGAAAAGUGGACUUGUAUAACCUAGUGUUAUUUGAUCAUGAUAAUAAAAAGAUACAAGAAGUCUCUGUACCAGGAAAAAAUGCAAACCCAGAAAAUACGUUUUCCAGUCUCAUCCCUGGGAAUAAAUACAACAUUGUCCUCACUGCAGUUGCUGGAAAUAAGACUAGCCCAGAACUUCGCAUAAGUGGAUCUACUGUGCCAUCCCCUGUGAAGAAUAUUCAGGUCAGUGUCAAGACAGACAGCAUCCAUGCUUCAUGGUCUCCUGGCUCUGGACACGUGGAUCAUUACAGGCUGGUGUUACUGGAUAAUCAUGUCCCAGUUCAUGAGAUUAACCAGGAAGAUUCUCUGACCUCCUACACUUUUUCAGGACUUACUGCAGGCCACCUCUAUAACCUCUCUAUCAUAACCCAGGCUGCAGGAUUGGAGAGCAGCAGUUUUCAAACAGUCAGGACAGCCCCAGCUGAAGUCUUAGAUUUGACGGUGACUAAUGAUGGCAGCUUCGAUGCUUUAAAAGUUAAGUGGAAAAGACCUGCGGGAAAGCUCAAUUUCUAUAAUAUCACUCUGUCUCAUCUUGGAUCAGUUCAAAAAGUCAAAACUGUACAGCCACCAGUCACUGAGACUCACUUUGACAAGCUAACUUCAGGACGUCUUUAUCAGGUUACUGCCCGCACAAUCAGUGGUGAACUGUUUACUGAUCGGAUGGCAACUGGCAGGACAUUUCCCCAGAAGGUUUCGGAGCUGAAGGCCAGUGCUAGCGGCUGGCUGAGGUCUCUGCGAGUGACCUGGCUGCCCCCUGUGGGAGACUGGGAGAGGUACCACCUGCUCCUGUGGAACCGCUCGGCCCUGCUGCUCAACACCACCCUGGAGAAGGACACCACGGAGUACCUCAUCCACGGCGUGGGCCUCGUCCCGGGGAGGCAGUACAGUGUGGAUGUCGUUGUGGAGAGUGGCGAUUUGCAGAGCCGGACUAGUUGCGCAGGGAGAACAGCUCCAGAGCCUGUUCUCCAGCUCCGUGUGAAGCAUGCUAAUGAAUCUUCCCUUAGUGUCAUGUGGAUGACUCCUGUUGCAGAAUGGGACAGCUAUGUGGUUUCCCUGGGAGACAGUGAUCUUACGAUCAUAAAAAAAGGGCUUGCUAAGGAAGCUAAGGAAUUCACUUUCACUGGCUUGAUACCUGGAAGAAAAUAUACAGCUGCUGUCACUACCAUUAGUGGGACUUUAAGCAACUGGACUUCAGUGGAAGGAAGAACAGUGCCAGCCCAAGUGACUGGUCUGACUGUGGCAAGUCAAGGAUCGACCAACAGCUUGUUCACCAACUGGACAAGAGCACUGGGAGAUGUAGACUCAUACCAAGUGCUACUGAUUCACGAGAAUGUUGUCAUUAAAAAUGAGACUGUUCCCAGUGAAACCAACAAAUAUCACUUCUAUCCUCUGAAACCUGGAGGACUCUAUUCAGUUGUUGUCACCACUGUCAGCGGAGGGAUAUCUUCGAGGCAAAUGAUUGCAGAGGGAAGGACAGUUCCUUCCAGCGUGACUGGAGUAACAGUAAAUAACUCUGGUCGCAGUGACUACCUCAGUGUUUCUUGGCUGCCUGCUGCUGGAGAUGUAGACAGUUAUUUGGUAACACUCUCUCACGAUGACCAGGUUGUUCAGACUCUCACCAUUUCCAAAUCCGUCAGUGAAUGCUCCUUCAGCAGCCUUACUCCUGGGACACUUUACAAUGUGAUGAUAACCACGAAGAGUGGGAAGUAUGAAAAUUAUUCCUUCAGCCAGGAACGAACAGUCCCUUCAAGUGUUCAGGGACUUACUGUCAGCAAUUCAGCCAGAAGUGACUACUUGAAGGUGUCCUGGUUACACGCAUCUGGAUAUUUUGAUAAUUAUGAAGUGAUCAUCAAGAACAACAAUGAUUUCAUCCAAACAAAAAGUGUCCCAAAGAAUGAAAAUGAAUGUGUGUUCACUAAUCUGGUCCCAGGGAGGCAGUACAGUGUCACAGUCAGCACAAGGAGUGGGAAAUACGAAACCAGUGAAAGGGUCUAUGGCAGAACAAUGCCAGAGUCAGUGAAGGAACUGACUCUUAGUAACAGGAGCACAGAAGAUCUGCAGGUAACUUGGUCGAAGGCUGAGGGGGAUGUUGAUAAAUAUGAGAUUCAACUCCUCUUCAAUGAUAUGAAGAUCUUCCCACCCAUUUUCCUUGGGAACACCAUUGAGGAGUAUUGGUUCACAGCUCUGACUCCAGGACGUCUAUACAAAAUUCUUGUCUUGACCAUCAGUGGAGAUGCACAACGAGCUACUUUCAUAGAAGGCCUGACAAUUCCAAGUGUGGUCAGAAACAUUCAUGUGUCACCUAAUGGCAUGACAAACAGCCUGAAAGUGAGCUGGACUCCUGGAGGUGGAGAUGUUGAUUCCUACACAGUGACUAUAUUUCAGCAAAACCAUCAGCUUGAUUCCCAGAGUGUCUCCAAACACAUCUCUGAGCACAUGUUUCACAAGUUGGAAGCUGGGGAGCAGUACCGAGUGGUGGUGCAGUCUAACAGUGGCACCUUGAACAACAGCUUAGCAGCUUUUGGGAGAACUGUUCCAGCCUCUGUCCAGGAAUUACUAGCCCAUCAUGCUUACAGCAGUCAUUCCUUGUUAGUAACCUGGCAGAAAGCUCCUGGUGUAGCUGAAAGAUAUGACAUUCUGCUCUUGAAUGAGCAAGGAGUCCUCCUGAGCAACAAAUCAGAACCAGCUACUGCCAAACAGCACAAAUUUGAAGAUUUAUUAGCCGGCAAGAAGUAUAAAAUACAAGUUUUGACAGUCAGUGGUGGGCUCUUCAGUAAGCAUGCAGAAACUGUUGGCCGAACAGUUCCAGCAGCUGUUACAAAUCUGAAGGUCACAGAGAACACCACUGACCGACUGUCCUUCAGCUGGACCACCUCACCAGGGGAGCUUGAUUCAUAUGACAUCUUCCUAUAUAACCCAGACAAGUCUCUUCAUGACAGGAUUUCAGGAGAGCAGCACCUCCAGCAGUGUUCAUUCCAGAACCUGCGUCAAGGCAGAAUGUAUCGAAUGGUCAUUGUUACCCACAGUGGAGACCUCACUAAUGAGUCAUCUGUCUUUGGAAGAACAGUACCAGCCCCAGUUGUGGGUCUCAGGGCAUCCAACCGGAACAUGACGGACAGUCUGUGGUUCACAUGGGCUCCAGCAGCAGGAGAUGUUGACUUCUAUGAGCUAAAUCUUUACAACCCGAAUGGGACACAGAAAGAAACCUGGCGAAGAAAAGACCUGAAAGAGUGGCAUUUCCAAGGGCUUAUUCCUGGCAGAAAGUACUCUUUGGUUGUGGUGACUCACAGUGGUGACCUGACAAACACAGCAAACGCUGAAGGAAGAACAGCACCCAGCCCUCCUAACACUGUAUCCUUUACUGAUGUUGCAAACACUUCUUUAUCAGUCACUUGGCGGGGUCCUCCAGACUGGACAGACUAUGAUGAUUUUGAGCUGCAGUGGCUUCCAAAGGAUCCGCUCACAGUACUCAAUCCCUACAGCAGCAGCAAAUCUAAAGUACGCAUCAUCUAUGGCCUGCGACCAGGCAGACUCUAUGAGUUCAGCAUCAGAACCAUCAGUGGCAACAGCUGGAAGACAUACAGUCAGUCACAGUCGGCAAGUGUGAGAACAAGACCAGACAAGAUACAAAGUCUUCAUUGUCGGCCCCAAACCUCUACCGCCAUCGCAUGUUCCUGGACUCCUCCUGAUUCUGACUUUGAUGGGUAUAGCGUCGAAUGCAAAAAAGUGGGCAGUGACGUGGAAUUUUCUAAAAGGAUAGAAAAAGACAAAUCUCUACUUAAUAUCAUGACCCUCGUUCCCCACAAGCGAUACCUGGUGUCCAUCAAGGUGCAUUCUGCAGACAUGACGAGUGAAGCAGUUGAAGACAGCACCAUCACAAUGAUCGAUCGCCCCCCUCAGCCACCUCCAGACAUACGAGUCAACAAAAAAGAGGUUCUGAUUACCAAGUCCUCCAUCAACUUUACUUUUAACUGCAGCUGGUUUAGUGAUACUAAUGGAGCUGUGAAGUACUUUACUGUGGUUGUGAGAGAGGCUGAUGGUAGUGAAGGACCAAAGCCUGAUGAGCAGCACCCAUUACCGUCCUACCUGGAGUACAAACACAACGACUCUAUACGCAUCUACCAGACAAAUUAUUUUGUCAGUAGAUGUGCUGAAAACCCUGACAGUGACUAUAAAAGCUUUGACAUUAAGCUUGGAGGAGAAAUGGAAAAUCUGGGAGGAAAGUGUGAUCCAGAUCAUCAGAAAUUCUGCGAUGGACCUCUAAAGCCUCGAACUGCGUAUAGGAUCAGCAUACGAGCUUUUACCCAGCUUUUCAGUGAAGAUCCAAAGGAGCUCCCUAAACCACUCUUUGCAGACACCUUCUUCUCUUUACCGAUCACUACAGAGGCAGAGCCUCUGUUUGGCGUUAUUGAAGGUGUGAGUGCUGGCUUGUUUCUGAUUGUGAUGUUGGUGGCUGUUACUGCUUUAUUUGUCUGUAGACACAAAGUUGGCAGUGGCCAUGACAGACCUACAGCAAGGCUGAGCAUUCGCAGGGACAGGCCACUGUCAGUCCAUCUGAACUUGGGCCAAAAAGGGAACCGGAAAACUUCCAGUCCGAUCAAAGUCAGUCAUUUUGAAGCACACUUCACCAAACUUCAAGCAGACUCCAACUACCUUCUGUCCAAGGAGUAUGAGGACUUGAAAGAUGUGGGUCGAAAUCAGACAUGUGACAUAGCUCUUCUGCCAGAGAACAGAGGGAAGAAUCGAUACAAUAAUAUAUUACCCUAUGAUACAUCAAGAGUGAAGCUUUCCCAUGUGGAUGAUGACCCUUGUUCAGACUACAUUAAUGCAAGCUACAUACCAGGCAAUAAUUUCCGCAGGGAAUACAUAGCAACUCAGGGCCCUUUGCCUGGCACCAAAGAUGAGUUCUGGAAGAUGGCAUGGGAGCAAAAUGUUCACAAUAUUGUUAUGGUAACCCAGUGUGUUGAGAAGGGCCGGGUAAAGUGUGAUCACUACUGGCCCCUUGACCAGGAUUCCUUGUACUAUGGAGACCUGAUCGUUGAGAUGAUGUCUGAGUCAGUGCUCCCAGAAUGGACAAUACGAGAGUUUAAAAUUUGCAGUGAAGAGCAGCUUGACUCAACGAGGCUCAUCCGUCACUUCCACUAUACUGUAUGGCCAGAUCAUGGUGUGCCAGAGACCACCCAGUCCCUGAUUCAGUUUGUCAGAACCGUAAGAGAUUAUAUCAACAGGACUCCAGACACAGGACCAACUAUUGUACACUGCAGUGCUGGUGUUGGCAGGACUGGCACAUUCAUUGCACUGGACCGAAUUCUGCAGCAGCUGGAUUCAAAGGACACUGUCGACAUUUAUGCAGCAGUGCAUGACCUAAGGCUUCACCGCGUUCAUAUGGUUCAGACAGAGUGUCAAUAUGUCUAUCUACAUCAAUGUGUGAGAGAUAUGUUAAGAGCCAGAAAACUUCGCAGUGAACAAGAAAAUCCCUUAUUUCCAAUAUAUGAAAAUGUGAAUCCAGAGUAUCACAGAGAUGCUGUUUAUUCAAGGCACUAAGAAUGUUAGAGAUAUCUGCUUUUGUGACCACACUUGUUAACCAAGGGUUUUGUUUGGGGUUUUUUAUGUAUGUAUUUCAUACACCAGAAAGGUGCCAGACCUUUCUACUGAGACUGUGUAUAAUUUAUUGGUCUGGUGAUUUUUUUAAAGAUAUAUAAUUUAAUGUAAUA
Molecule: messenger RNA, 5836 nt
Organism: Acanthisitta chloris (rifleman)
Lineage: Eukaryota; Metazoa; Chordata; Aves; Passeriformes; Acanthisittidae
Gene: PTPRB
Product: protein tyrosine phosphatase, receptor type, B
Exons: 30
Biological process (GO): protein dephosphorylation; angiogenesis
Molecular function (GO): protein tyrosine phosphatase activity; cadherin binding
Source: RefSeq, a predicted model, not a curated record